CACGGUUGGUCGAAAAACAAUGUUGCCAAACCCUGCACGAUUUUCAAAUUUUCGGAUUUUGUUCCACCAUGCAGGUAAUUAUUGUCAAAAAAUUCAAAAAAUCUUACAAGAAGUUCCAAGGUCAAAAUCUAUAAAUCCAUCGUCACACCUGUACUAACAUAUGGAUGCGAAACGUGGACCAUGACCAAAUCAAACGAAGAAAAGCUCAGACGUUUUGAACGAAAAAUACUUAGAAAAGUUUUCGGACUUCACCACGACAUUAACACAAACCAGUAUAGGAUCAGAACCAACAUUGAAUUAAAAGCACUCUACAAUGAUGCCGAUAUUGUCCAAGAAAUUAAAUCACAGCGACUAAGAUGGGCAGGCCACGUGCACAGACUUCAUAACGAGAGACUUGUAAAACUGGUAUGGGAGGAGAUUCCUACAGGCAAAAGACCACUCGGACGUCCCAGAAUGCAAUCGAGGGAUAACAUCCAAUCAGAUCUUCGAAAAAUGAACAUUCCAUUUGACCCUAGGUUGAUGGAAAACCGAACAAAUUGGAAGAAAGUUGUACAGUCAGCUAGGACCCACCCAGGGUUGUAGCGCUACGUGAUGAUGAUGAUGAGGUAAUUAUUGUGUUUUGUUUCCCUGCGAAUUAUCAUCAGAGGUUGAUGCAGAUAUACAUGGAUUUCUACGGCUGUCGCCGCCUCUCCAUACCCAGCUUCCAAUUUUUUCUAUCGUAACACGUAUCUUCAUCUAAUUGCCUCGAAUCCAUUGCGUCCUGAAUAUUGUCCCUCCAGCUUCUCCGUGGUCGUCCCCUUCUUCUUCUCUCCGGUGGGACCCACUCUAAUAUUUUUCUCGGCCAGCGAAUCUCAUUCAUUCUUUUUUUUUUUUUCUUUUAUUCUUUUAACGUGCCCGAACCAUGUCAGCUGUACAUGAUGCAGAUAAUAAAUAAAAAAAACUCUAGAAUGCCCUUAACUCCGUAAUGACUAUGACUAAAAUUAAAAAAAAACAUUUUGCAUUAGAAUUUCAAUGCCGUAUAUACAGUCAUAAAUUUUAAUCUUACUCAGUCCAUUUUUGAUAUU
Messenger RNA from Diabrotica virgifera virgifera (western corn rootworm), 1064 nucleotides. RefSeq lists its product as uncharacterized. The coding region runs from base 181 to 582 and encodes 133 amino acids. The record is from RefSeq and is a predicted model, not a curated record. Lineage: Eukaryota; Metazoa; Arthropoda; Insecta; Coleoptera; Chrysomelidae. The transcript has 2 exons.